AUUAUUGAUCACAAAAUAUAAAAGGCUAGACAGUUCCGACAAGGAUAAAAAAAUUCCUUCGUGUCGUGGAAAAACGAGAAAGUGAUAUUGGCAAGGAAACACGAAAAAGCGGAGCAACUACCGACUGAGCGCAUAGCAAUUCCUUGCUGGUGAGUUGAGCAAGACAAAACAAAAGCAGGCGUAACUCUCAUGCUCAUUCAAUCAUCUCUGUAUCUCUCUCUCUCUCUCUCUCUCUGAAAAUGGCAAGCACAUCGAGGUCUUCCAUGGGGGUUUGAGUGCCAAAACAAAAUCCCUUUUAGUGAAUCGUGUCUGAAAUCAUGAAACUGUACUCUAUGCGGCUCUGGUUAAAGCACAGCGCUCUCUUUCGCAAUCCUAUCAAUUGGGCAGCUUUUAAUUUUCUUUUCCACUCAUCAGAACUCACUUUCUAGUUUCUCCAUUCUCCAUCCGUCCGCGCCGCUUCAGUCUUUCACAUUACAUUGACCCAUUGAGCGUAUACCCCCAUUAUCGAGUGUUCCACGAUUGGAUACGCAGAGUCCUCGGCCGUUUCCGUGGCUUUUCUGCUGUUUGCUUUCUGGGAAUUGGGUUUUGUUUGAUGGGUUUUGCUUUUCGGCUCUCGUGGAUUCUCAGAGAUUGAAGUUUCCAAAGCUUUUGGGGCUUCAGGGAGGAAAUUUUUUGUUUUCUUAUUGGAAUAUCAGUGGUAAUAAAUAUUUUGUUUUCUGCUUGUUUGAGGAUUUCCUCGCUGAACUUAAGACCUUUUCUUUGGGCAUAAGAGGGAUGCUUUUCUUGCUUGAUUACUGUCGGUAUUGUAUUUGAUAUCUGAAGCUGUGAUUCUGUUGUUGUAUGUAAUGGAGUCUUGGAGCUAUGCACCCCAAGAGGGUAAGGGUUUUCUCACGAACGAGACAGUGUGCCCUCCUGAUUUGCCUUCGAAAAGUAAAAAUGCGUUAAUGGGUUGUGAUACCCCAAACAGUUACGGAAGCAACGUGCUUGUCUCAGGCCCACGGUUCUGCGAGAAUGAGGGAUUUGGGGAGUUGGGUUUCCAAGAAAUGAUGAGAAAACGAUUCCAGGAGGAAUCUAUUAGGAAUGUUUUGAGUUGUAAGGUAGAUGGUGGAAGAAUGGGGGAUUCUAUAAUGGCAAAUCUUCCCAAUGCAUUUUCUGGAGAAGACGAGUCUAGUUCUAGUUCUAAGCUGUCCAGCUCUGUUGUGGAAUCAAACAACCGAGACUCUUCCCUCAUUGAUUUGAAAUUGGGGGGGUUUGCUGAUCACAGAGAUGCUCAGAAAUCUAAUUCAUCCAAGAUGACCAACAUUUUAUCUUCUGCUGACUCGAGUAUGCCGGCGAAGAGAGUGCGAGCGGGGAGUUUGAAUUCUCAGACAGCCUUUUGCCAAGUUUAUGGUUGUAACAAGGAUUUAAGCUCCUCAAAGGACUACCACAAGAGGCAUAGAGUUUGUGAGAUUCACUCAAAGACUGCCAAAGUUAUUGUGAAUGGCAUUGAACAGAGGUUUUGCCAGCAGUGUAGCAGGUUUCAUUUGCUGGCUGAGUUUGAUGAUGGUAAGCGCAGCUGUCGCAAACGCCUUGCAGGCCAUAAUGAGCGAAGGAGGAAACCCCAAGUGGGCAUUUCUGGUAGAUCAGGAAGGUUGCUUCAGUCAUACAAUGGUAACAGAUAUCAGGGGUCUGCACUAACAACAUCCUUUAUCUGUCAAGACAUACUCCCUAGCAGCCUUUUGCAACCAGAGAAUUACGAGACAAACAAUUGGUGCAGGCUUAUUAAGCUUGAAGAUGGUGCUGAUUAUAGUCCUCACUCAGCUAUUCCCAGCACAAAUAGACAUCUGCAUGCAAAACCUUUAUUCCCAUCAUACAAUUUUGAGAAACAUUAUCUCCCUUUUCAUAACAAUGGAAUUAAUCCUGUAACAGGUAGCAUUUUUAGCGAGAGCAGUAACCACUACCCACAUACUCUGGCAGGCCCAAACUCCGUCUCGCGUUCCAUGUUCCAAAACACCUCAUUGGGAAGUGAAGACUUCACUGUUUUUGACACAGCAUCAUCUUUUCAAGCAUUAUCAGGGAUUCCAGACUCUAGUUGUGCUCUCUCUCUUCUGUCAUCUCAAUCACAGAACUCUUCAAACCACUCGUCAGGAAUUCCCAUGGCUGACCCCAUGAUCACAACUGGAAGCCAUACCCAUUACAAUGUUAGUCAAGUCUCUGAAAGGCUUUUGGGGAUUAGCCCACAGGCUUCAACAAGUGGGGUGUCAAAUAAGUUUCCUUCAUAUGGGAUGAGUUCUGCCGAAGGGAAUCACUUGGGUUCCAUUCUUAUUUCUGAUGGUAGUGAUGAUGCAGACUUUGAAGUUGCAGAUGGGAUUUUCCAAGGGUCAGAUCUUAUGAAUGCAAAGGAUCGUCUUUCUUGUCAAGAUGGACCAACAAUUGAUUUGCUGCAGUUGUCAUCCCAACUUCAGCGAGUGGAGAAUCAAAGGCAGUCCAUGCAGGUCAAGCAGGAAAAUGAUGCUUUCUGCUGCCUCCGGAUCACUUAAUUUUUCUGAUUGACAAGAUAGGUUUCAAGGUUCAAAAGUAUGCAGGCGUGCAGGAAUAGGAUAACGACUACAUAGAACUGCUUGCAGAAUGGGAGCACUUGGGAUUAGGCUAUGGAUUGGCUUCUACUCAGUCCGUUUCUGUGCAGCGGAUAGCCUUGUAUUUUUGUGAUUAGUUUUUUUGAUACAGUCUGGAAAAAACAAAAAUACAAAAUCUCAUGGCUCUGAAAAUGGGGUCUGUUUCUCUUCCAUGUGAACAUCUUGUUUUCUCAUCUGCUUAGUUCUGUGUCUAUUCCACGAAAUCUUCUGAGUUUCAUCAAGAGAUUUUGCAGUCAUUACAACUGCUGCCAAAGUAAGUUGUAUAAUACGAGAUGGGCCUUUUGUGCUGCUUGACAAGGUAAGUUAAACUAAAGAUUAUUAGAUAAUGGUAUUCAAAUUCUUUGGCUUCUGCCA
Molecule: messenger RNA, 2969 nt
Organism: Malania oleifera
Lineage: Eukaryota; Viridiplantae; Streptophyta; Magnoliopsida; Santalales; Ximeniaceae
Product: squamosa promoter-binding-like protein 6
Exons: 4
Coding region: 846-2519 (557 amino acids)
Cellular component (GO): nucleus
Molecular function (GO): DNA binding
Source: RefSeq, a predicted model, not a curated record